UAGAACAAUUGUAUAUGAAUUUUUCAUCCUAUUUCUACGUCGAAUUGUUGUUUCAAAUCAAGUAAUUGAUUGUGUCGACAUGAAACCUACUGUUGUGGCCGAUGAAAUGUUCCCCGAAGGCGCUGGUCCAUACAUGGAUCUUGAAGAGGCUGGUGGAUCCAGUGGAUUGUUGAUGGAUCUUGCUGCUAAUGAAAAAGCGGUGCAUGCUGACUUUUUCAAUGAUUUCGAUGAUUUGUUCGAUGAUGAGGAUCUGAACUGAUGAACACUGUGAUCAACAAAGGUCUUAAAUUCUUUCAAACUUGAUAAGUUCGAGUAAUACCGAUAUAAUGAUUUGUGUUACAAAAAAUGAAACACUCAAUGCUGAAUAAACUGUUCUUAUAAAAAUAUUUGUUUCAUCAUUGUUAGAUAACUCUGUUGAAUAUUCAUUUCACUUUGCGAGAAUUAUUAUGAACUUAAUGAAGCAAAAUAUCACAAACUGCUUUACAACUCAGAUUUUAGGAUGCUGUGACAAUCUGAGCAAUGUAUCUAUAUAGCACACACAUGUUAACCAGAAGUAGCUAAUAAUAGAAAGAACCUAGUUAACUAAAGAUGAAACUAAUUUAUUUAAAUGGCAUUGAAAACUAUUUACAUCUAGCCAGAAUAUAAUGCCUCAUUUAUCAAUUGAAAAUUAAAAAUUGCAUUAGCCUAAAUAAUGGCAAAAAUUCAGACAAGCUUAAGUAUAGCAUGAACAUAGUAAUUUAAUAACGACCAAUUAAUAUAAAUGAGAGGUCCAAAUUUAUUUACAAUCAUUCAAUUAAUCCAGCUAUUUGUGAAAUGUUGUAAUAAUUAUUGUGUACAAGAUACACUUUUUUGACAUAUAUCCGAAGAUGCUGCUUUACAGACCCUAUCCUCAUUAUACAUAUUCAGUAUCAGAUCAGUUACUGUCAGUAACACAUGUUUGUAGGUAGCUGACCUCUAAAAUCAUUUACAAACCUAAUCAUAGAUUGCAAUUAUUA
Messenger RNA from Neodiprion fabricii, 995 nucleotides. Its product is annotated as COP9 signalosome complex subunit 9. Lineage: Eukaryota; Metazoa; Arthropoda; Insecta; Hymenoptera; Diprionidae. The coding region runs from base 80 to 259 and encodes 59 amino acids. The record is from RefSeq and is a predicted model, not a curated record. The transcript has 3 exons. Gene Ontology annotation, biological process: negative regulation of protein neddylation.